Messenger RNA from Grosmannia clavigera kw1407, 1161 nucleotides. RefSeq names its product xap5 domain containing protein. Bases 1 to 1161 code for a protein of 386 amino acids. The record is from RefSeq and is a predicted model, not a curated record. Lineage: Eukaryota; Fungi; Ascomycota; Sordariomycetes; Ophiostomatales; Ophiostomataceae. Gene Ontology annotation, cellular component: nucleus. Gene Ontology annotation, biological process: chromatin organization. The transcript is spliced from 2 exons.
AUGUCUGGUCUUUCAGGGUCGCGGUUUACGGCGCCGAACCAGACGACGAGCGACCGGCUGUCGACGAACACAGUCGGUCUGGUGGCGCUGUCAGACUUCCGCAAGCGGCGGGCCGAGGUGAUUGAGCAGCAGGAGCGCGAAGCACGCGAAGCGGCACGCGGGGGCGCGUCAUCGGGGGGCGAGGGUGUGACGGCAGGAGCAGGGGCAGCGAGCGGCAGUGCAGGCGGUGGUAGCGGCAGUGGCGACGGCAACGGAGCGACAUCAGGAGCCUCAGCAGCAGGAAGCGACGGCGAUGGAGACAGGCCCAAGACGAAGAAGUCCAGAACGAAGCGGGACGGGAAGAAGGGCAGGAGCGGUGGCGUGACGAAGCUAUCGUUUCUGGGGGACGAGGAGGGGGACGAAGAAGGAGAGGAGGGCGAUUCUUUGACGAAGACGAAGACGAAGACAGAAUCGACAGAAACAACAGCUUUGACGACAAAGACAACACAGACAACACCAACACCAGCACUCCCCCUGCCCAAGUCCUUCACCAAGCAGGCGCUGCGGCGACAGGCGGCUGAGCGCGAGGCGCUGCGCAAGGAGUUUCUGCUGCUGCAGACCGCCGUCAAGGCGACCGAGGUAGCCAUUCCGUUUGUCUUUUACGAGGGUGCCGACAUUCCCGGCGGCGUGGUGCGGGUCAAGAAGGGCGACUUUGUCUGGCUCUUCCUGGACCGCAGCCGUAAGGUGGGCGCGCGGCUGGGCGUCGGCGAGAAGAAGUCUAGCAAAGCACGGCUGCACUGGGCUCGCAUCGGGGUCGACGACCUGAUGCUGGUGCGCGGGAAUCUGAUAUUGCCUCAUCACUAUGACUUUUACUUCUUCAUCAUCAACAAGACCAUCGGCCCCGGCGGCGUCCGCGUCUUCGACUACAGCGCCGAGGCCCCAGAGGCUGCCGUGCCUGCCACGUCUACCCCUCCCACCGGCGACGUCGAGGAGGACCACAGCAUGCUCGAGGGGGCGUCCGACGACCCUAGCCUGACCAAGGUAGUCGACCGCCGCUGGUACGAGCGCAACAAGCACAUCUAUCCUGCCAACGUAUGGCAGGACUUUGACCCGGAGCAGGACUACACCCAGCAGGUCCGUCGCGACCAGGGUGGAAACGCCUAUUUCUUUGCGAGCAAGUGA